AUGGCAUCUUCAAGCGUGAGGGCACCUCCUCCGCCUCACAUCAUCUCCACUCAGAGUGACACAAGCCCAACCCCAAAUGGUAUCAGUCGGUCCUCCACAUCUACCUCUAUACAUCGUAAUAGAUCUCAUUCAGAUUCUGUGUCGUCAAAACACUCGACCGUACAUUUCGACCUGGAAGAUCAGGCUCCAGAACUUACCGCUAAUCCCUUUCCAUCACCAAAAUCCUCCAUUUCAUCGCUCAGGCCUGCGCAUGCCAAUGGAUCUGCCAGUGUGACAAUUGGCAAUUCAUAUCAACCUAUCCAUCCAUCUACAUUACAUAAUUCCACUAUCCCCUCUCCACCUAGAUCAGCACCUUUACCAUCAGCGACUUCAUCGUCAUCUAGCUCGAUGAUGAAACCUUUCCCAAGCAUGAACGAUCCACCAUCAUCUCCAAGACCUGGAUUACCCAAGACGAGAUCAUCGCAAGAUCGGAGGGUAUGGUCAGAAACUCUUCCUGUCAAUUCCAGACAUCGCUCAGGAUCAAUGAUCGCCAAUGGCAAGAGAGCAUCAAGGGUGACAGGAGGAUUUGAGACCAGUAGUGAUAGUGAUGGGGAUGAAUCUACCACCGAUCAAUCUACUAAAGACACCGGUACCGGUACUGGAGGAAAUACCCCCUCACAGUCAGAAAAUGCCGCUGCUGGACCUAGUAGGCCGCGAGCAAAAAGUCUGUUAGGUCCAACAGGUCGAGAAAGGCAGAACUCCGAUGCUAGUGGAACAAGUAGAGAAUUGAAAAGAAGGAAAGAUAAAGAAGAUCAUAAAAGACCAAGGAAACGAUCAUCGAAAGAAGCCCUUCCUCCUUCUAGGAUGUUAUCUUAUCGCUCUACCGCUACCGCUUCUCCUCCUAAGAUCACUCCGCAACUACCUAAUUCUAAAUCAGACUCGUAUUUUGGAUCGCAGAAUGGAUCUUCACCUCGAUCGAGUCGGAUCUCAACCGCUAGAUCUUCUCCGCUCAUCGAGUCUACCAUCCCUGCACCUAUCGGAAAAUCUCAGAUAUCCAGAGGGAAAAGUCUUGAGAUGCUGAAAGAACGAAGCAGUAGUCCUGAGGGAAGUAAGCGAUUGAAAGGGAAGGAGAAAGAGACGACGAAGAAAAAACAAGGUGAUUUAGCUGCUAGUCUAGGCUUAGGUAUCGGAGGAAUGCAGGAUAUGGCUUUAAAUCCAGAACAACUUCGAAAUCUCCUCAGCGACUCUGACGUUUCUUCCGCUCUACGACUCAUGAACUCGCCUCAUGCGCCAGCUACUCGACCUGCCAAUCUCAAUGAAUGGUCAAAUUCCGUGUUCUUCUCUCCGCCAAACACUCGACCUACGUCUCCUGGAGCCGAUCAGCCAACCCAUCGAUCUCCUUAUCUUGUCUCCGCCCCUCCUGCACUGACAAGUUCCGACAACCAUGGCAGAGAGAGGACUAUGUCUGUAGCCAGUACUAUUGCUCCUCCCACACGAUCGACAUGGGGAUCCUCACCUCGUCAGAGACAGAGUAUAGAUAGUCAUCCUUCUCCGGAGAUACAAACUGCGAAUCGGAGAAGAGCCAGCUUGAAGGGUGGAUUGUUGUCAGAUGGUCAAGGUGGACACGUACCUUUCACUCAUCAUUUACCUGUUCCCUCGGUUGACGAAGGUAGUCCAGAACACGAGUUAGACGAUGUUAGCGAAGUUCUCCCAGCUAUCAUGGAGAAUGAUUCAGCAGUGUUACCUUCCAUGCCUACUAUACAGUCAGAUAAAUCAAGCAAAGAUGGCAAGGAGAAGGAAAAGGAAAAGAAGAAUCGUCUCAGCAAUAUCUUCCAUAUCGGGAAGAAGAAGUCAGCGGACGUACCUCCCAAACAUGAUCACAAUUUACUGCAUAAAGAUCACAGGACUGAUAAGCAGAAGGAAGAGGACAAGCUGCGGGAAAGAGAAAGGUAUGAGAGAGAUGUUGAGAGGAGGAGACUAGAGCAGGAGAGGAGAGAUGAAGAGCUAGCUCAAGAACAUCGAUUCCGCGCAUUGACUCAAGUCGCUGCCCACCCGGCUGCGGAACGUCUAGCAUAUACAGACGGAGCAAGAUUACGUGCCUUUUAUUCUCACGUCUACGAAGGCAUAGAUGACCCUCCCAAGCUCAAUCCUCUUGCGGUCAUCCGUUGGCGGAUUAAGACGGAAGAACAGACCGAAGCUCGUCAGCGGUGGGAACAAGAGCAACAGCAUGGAUACCAGCAUUCCAAUAAGAGCGAUACAUCGGGUUUUACCAAUCAUGCUUCGCCUCACAGUCUUCCCCGGGGCAGCCAUUUUGGCGGAAAUAUACACACUAGUCCCAUGAGUGUCGGAUCUUCGAAUCGAUAUGGCGCUCGGAAAUCCAUCGAGAGCAAUCGGUCGAUCUCAUUAGGCUCACUUGGUAAAUCCACCGAUACUUUUCCUCACAACAAGUCUCGUGAUCAGAGACACCGAUAUGAGAAAGGAUGGGGAUACUCUGUCGAUGAUAUUCUGGCUUAUAAAGCUGCUAAGGGACAAGUCAACUAUUUCAUACCUCCUAGAAGAUCUCAUCCAGACGUAGAAGUCCUGACGGAAGAUGAGGACAGGGUGGUUCUUCCCGCGACAGACAAUGGAAGAUCAGAAUCGAGGGUAGAUGAUCAAAGCUCGAUAGCCGAUAGUAGUCAAAAAUCUCAUCUACAUCGGAUGGGCGUCAAGACGGCUAGUAAUGCUUCUCUAAUGGAUGUCGAAGGUAUAGUGGGCGAUGACAACGGCGCGUUGACGAGGACUACAAGCGCAGAGGAGAAUGCACAUGUAGGUGCACAUACCACAAGUCGACUCGGCCAUCGUAGUCAUCAGAGCUUGAGUGCCGUCGGACCAACUUCACUCACGCAAGCUCUCAAACAACCUUUUGAGAAACUGUCUCAUGUGGGCAAAAAGCAGCGUAACCCACCAGGACCCUCAAGAGACGAAGGUGAAACUCAACAUAUCGAAGAUAGCAAAAUACGUGAACCCAACCAUACUCAUACUCGUUCGGAUUCAGCCCCUUCACCCCGCGUGCACAACGGUCAGUAUCAUACCCCAAUGUCGAACAAACCUAGCAGGACGAUCGUCAAUCCUUCUUUGGGACGUAAUAGGGAUAAUGCUUCCUCCAGGAGACAUGGUACACCAGGGGGAACAGGAACAGGUGGUGACUUUACCGAUGAAGAGUAUUCAAAAGAUAAAGAAUUCCAUUUACGUAAAUUAUUCUUGAAAGGCCAAAAAGUUCUAUCAUCCUUCGAUGAUCAUACGAAUAGAUUGUACAGACGAUCAGAAGCUAGUUUAGCUACGAAUAAAACAACAAAGCUAAAACAGGAUGAAAGAGAGCAGGAACUUUUAGCGCUGGAGGCUGCCCUACUGCGAGAAUCGGCUUUUAGAGAAAGACAGGCAGAAGUUGAUAGGAAGACUCAGUUGGAGAUUGAAGCGAGGGAAAGGAUCAGGAAGUUGGAGAAUGAGAUUUACGCUGAGCGGGUAGAACACCUCGAUUCUGCGCGUCAAAAACUGGAUAAUGUGAAUGCCAACAUCGCCAGUAUAAACGAUGCCAUACGACAAUAUCUGUUUCAGAUUGACUUUGUCCGAGACGAAGCUGCUAUCGCUGCCAAUAUCGAGCUUGAUUGGUCCAGAAUCGACUCAAUCCGUGCGAUCUAUGGUAAUGUUGGUCGCCCAAAAGUGACCGAAGAUGAUGAACAUCGAGAUAUCUUACCCCCGCUGAGGUCAUUCACGACAAGUCAUGACAGUGGAUCUGACCUGGCUCAUCGACAACGAAUGAACUCUGCCAACAAUCGAAAAGCUAAAUCCCACAGUAUCAAUGUCCCACAUCGUAAAGGAUCUUUGAACGCAUCUCUAGCACCUAUUCAUUCGAAUUUGGAUCACCCUAUCCGACACAGACCGCGAAGAACAUAUCUCGAUCCCAGCGGAUUAGAGAGGGUCGAUCCGAUCAAACAGGCAGAACUGGUCAUUUCGUUCGCUCAGGAGAGGAUCAAAGAUAUGGGGAAAGAGAAAGAACGUACCAAAGUUGAGCUGGAAAAUCUGAUCUACAAGAUUGAAAUGAUGAUCAAAAGGAAAGACAACGUACGGCGAUGGACGCGAGAACAUCUCGAAAAGAAUUUGGCCAAACAAUCCCAAUUGGAUCGGUUGAUCAGACAAGAAAAGACAAAUGACAAUUUGACUUCAUUGUUCAAUCUGAUCGUCUUGAGGGAUAACUCGAUCAAUAUCGCCGUGCAAAGUACAGGAUAUCUUUGGAGACCGCUAUUUUGGAGUUAUUAUCAACUCAAAGGGGAGGUAUGGUUCUUCAUCAAGUGGAUGAGACCUAGUUCAUAUUGGUGUAGAAAGAAGAAAGAUAGAAUAGACCCACAAGAGAGUAACCAAGAGCCGGUCGCAGAUGGCGUACGAGAUAACAGGCAAGGAGAUGGAAAUAUCUUGGAUGAUUUUGGUUCUUCCUCACCGGGCAGGAAUCAUCAGCAUCUACUGGCAUCAUCAUCAGCGUCGUCGUUGUCGACUGAAAUGGAUCGAUUCGCAAAUCAAAAUGAAGAUGAAGAACGACGUGUUCCCUUCGUAGUUUCAAUCACUAUUGUUAUCAUCGCUUUGGCUAUUGGUUCCUAUUACUAUCGUCAAUCUUAA
Messenger RNA from Kwoniella mangroviensis CBS 8507, 4629 nucleotides. RefSeq lists its product as uncharacterized. The transcript is spliced from 5 exons. The record is from RefSeq and is a predicted model, not a curated record. Bases 1 to 4629 code for a protein of 1542 amino acids. NCBI's taxonomy places the organism in Eukaryota, Fungi, Basidiomycota, Tremellomycetes, Tremellales, Cryptococcaceae.